GGCUAGAUUUCAAAUUACACAGCUUGAUCGAUUAUUUGGUUGCCGACCAAAAUAUGGCAAUGCAUUCAUCCAGGGACAGGAAUUCAUGUGCUCUACUCUGGAAAAACAGCAGAGGUUCACCACUCAACAAACUGGUUAAAUGGAGUCGCCACAUAUUCCAAGAGAUGCUGCUCUGUGCCGGGCAAUGGUGGAUCGGCGGGUUCCUCUGCGCCCCCUUCUGCAUCAACAUCUACCAUCUCUGUUCCCUGCAGCGCAUCGGCUUCAUCUAUCCAGGUGGACAACAACUGUUGGAGAUUUUGGGAAUCGAAGUUCAUAGAGCAAAUGCUACCGGACUCCCUCUCUCGUGGUGUAUUGACCGCGUCUACCAAUGAAUUCUGGGUACUAGGCGUCAAUAAAGUAGGAUCAGAAAAACCCUUGUUUAUAUAAGAGACUUCAGAAUUGGCUGGAGUGUGAUUUAUUUCGAUUAUGUAUUUUUAAAACAGAGAUCUGAAAAAAGUAAAAUUUUUAGUUAAAAGGGCCUCAAUAUGGUUGACAGGAUAGAAUUUACAAUAAGUGUCAGUGAGUGAAUAUUCAAGUAACAGUGAUAAAAGUUUCAAAAACCAUGGACAGGUAUGACCUAAACUAUUACACCUAUUAGUUGUUAAGCAUUUAGCGCUUUCAAAAUUUUAGUUUCUCAAGUGCUAAGUGCCUAAUGUAUCUUUACUUAAUACUGUUCUCCACUAAAAACUACUGUUUUUUGUACUCAUGAAAUGCAAUUGCAUACUAAGCCUUUUGCCAAUUAUAAGAAUAUCCCUCAUCAAUGUGGUCAGAAAAUAACAAAUAUUAUUCAUAUGAUAAAACAUCCAUAAAAUAAGUGUCCAUAAAAAUUACACAAAUAAUUAUGACAUAAAAAUAAUGAACGACCUACUUACUUGCUGCAUAAAUAAUUUCCCCUUGCCAAUCAUACAUUCAUCAGCGACAUACAGUCUUGAUUUAUCCAAUAAUAUAAUUUUGGAAGCUCUAUUCUCAUCACUGGUCCCAUGUUGAAUGCGCCAUUGUUACAUGUGCCCAGCUGGCAGUCGGUCGGUAGAGCAUGU
Messenger RNA from Nilaparvata lugens (brown planthopper), 1076 nucleotides. RefSeq lists its product as uncharacterized. The record is from RefSeq and is a predicted model, not a curated record. Bases 54 to 371 code for a protein of 105 amino acids. Lineage: Eukaryota; Metazoa; Arthropoda; Insecta; Hemiptera; Delphacidae. The transcript has 3 exons.